AGCUGAGAAAGUUAUACACGGUGUUAUCAGUAAAAGGCAGACUCGGUCGGUAUCUGCCGCAUUGCUGUGCUGUGAUCGUGCCCCAAAAACCAGUGAACCAUGGAACCCAGCAGUAGCGAUUGCGAUGGAAACUAUUUGCAAAUGUGCCAACCGAUGCUGACGGUGCAGGCGCUGCUGGACUUUGGCAAGACGUCCCACCCGUGGAAGAAUCUGGUCGAGCCGAUGGCGCCCCGGUCACGGUCGCGCCACCUAGGCGAACGCUACCAGGUGCUGGAGUACGAGGAUGGGCCGGUCGAGUACGUGGACAACGAGUCGCGGCCGCAGGUGCUGCUGUGCCACGACUUCAAGGGGAACUAUCUGAACGACAAGUUCAUCAACGGCGUGCAGGGCAAGGAUCAGUGGGUGGACUACCGGUUCUACAACUGGGCGGCGAUCGACAUCUUCUGCUACUUCAGCCACAACUUCGUCACGAUCCCGACGCUGCAGUGGUUGAACUGUGCGCACAAGAACGGCGUCAAGGUGAUCGGCACGGUCAUCGUGGAGCAGGCGAACGUGCAGCUGCUGCGCGACAUCCUGCAGUCGGAGGAGUUCAUGGUGCGCGUGGUGGAGGCGCUGGUGCGCGUCGCCAAGCUGUGCAAGUUCGAAGGCUGGCUGCUGAACAUCGAGUGCGGGCUGGAGUCGGCCAAGCUCGGUCUGCUCGAGGAGUUUGUGCGCCUGCUGACCGAACGCUGCCACCAGGAGAUCCCGGGCAGUCUGGUCAUCUGGUACGACGCCAUCACCAAGCACGGCCGGCUGACGUGGCAGAACGAGCUGAACUCGGCGAACGACUCGUUCUUUCUGGCGUGCGAUGGCAUCUUCCUCAACUACGCCUGGACCCGGCAGCAUCUCGAGCGUACCGAGAGCUACAUCCGCACCCACUGCAGCGAGCGCCGGCUGAAUGUGUUCGUCGGGAUUGACGUGUUCGGGCGGAGCCAGAAGGCGCAGAUGAACACCGACAUUCCGCUCGAGCGGGUCGUCGAGUUUCAGUUCUCGGUGGCGCUGUUCGCGCCCGGCUGGACGUACGAGUCGCUCGAGUCGGCGCCCCAGCAGGAGCAGCUCCAGCCGGACGACCGGAACGUGCAGUUCCUGCAGACGAACGACCGCUUCUGGAACCUGCUGUGGCGCCAUCUGCACGUGCGCGGCCCCAACCAGCUCCCAUUCCACACCGCGUUCUGUCUCGGCUCGGGCAAGUUCAGCAACCGGCUCGGCCGGAUGCAGUCCGACCAGUGCUGGUUCAAUCUGGCGCUCCAGAACUUCCAGCCGACCAUUCCGUACGCACCGCCGCUCGAGUACGAGCGCCGCAACGAUCCGCUCUCGCACUGGACGCACCACUUCGACGACGCGCUCGACGGCGGCUCGUGUCUGAAGCUGCGCAACGCCGACCACGACAAGCGGCUGUUCGCGUGCGACUUCCCGUGCGCCGGCGAUCUGAUCGUGUGCUACGCCUUCCGGCGCAGCAACCCCACCGCCAGUGACUUCUCGCUCAUCCUCAAGGCGCACUGCCCGCGGCGCCAGGAGUGUCUGCGCGUGGUGUGCGCCGGCCCGGACUGUCACGUCGGCCAGCGGUGGAACGAGAUGCGUGCCGUACCCCUCAGCACCGAGCAGUCGCUCCAGCUGCUCAAACUCGGUGCCGACCCGGAGCUUCCAUUCGCUGACUCUGUCAAUGGAUGGAACAUCAGAUACUACUACCUCUCAGCCGAGCGCAUCCCGGCCGGCACGCGCAUCGUCGACAUCGGCAUCAAGCUGCACAAAGCACCGGAGGCCAGCGACGACGACUACGCGCUGCUCGGUGCCAUCCAGCUGCAGGUCGGCUUUCCGGCCCAUCGCCACCUGCUCGAGCAGCGCACCGUGCUCAGCCUAGAGCGCCCUCAGUAGGCACAGCAUCAUCCCCAACAGCUCGGUUCCGAGGUCAGCAACUCUGUUUCUCAUCCCCAUCUCCAUCGCAACAACGAAGGCAAUAAACAUACAAUCGAUCGUUCCCAACCAACCGACCCAA
Molecule: messenger RNA, 2035 nt
Organism: Anopheles coustani
Lineage: Eukaryota; Metazoa; Arthropoda; Insecta; Diptera; Culicidae
Gene: ENGase
Product: cytosolic endo-beta-N-acetylglucosaminidase
Exons: 3
Coding region: 100-1914 (604 amino acids)
Biological process (GO): protein deglycosylation
Cellular component (GO): cytoplasm
Molecular function (GO): mannosyl-glycoprotein endo-beta-N-acetylglucosaminidase activity
Source: RefSeq, a predicted model, not a curated record